Molecule: messenger RNA, 1393 nt
Organism: Glycine soja
Lineage: Eukaryota; Viridiplantae; Streptophyta; Magnoliopsida; Fabales; Fabaceae
Exons: 7
Coding region: 52-1272 (406 amino acids)
Biological process (GO): chloroplast fission
Source: RefSeq, a predicted model, not a curated record
AAACUGAAUUUUGGUGGCACCUGAGAUUCUGAGAAGAGACUCAACACAACAAUGGCUUCUUCUUCUUCUUCUUCUUCUAUUCAGUGUUCAGUUUGGGUUCCUUCCCUUCUCAACACUAACACUAACACUAACACCAUUCACUUUCUUUCACUUAAACCAAACUCUAUUACUUUCUCUUCUUCCUUUUCUUCUUCCCUCACCAGAAUCAGAAUCAGAGCCUCCUCUUCCUCCCCAACCGUUGAAGAAGCCGCUAUGAGCAUCGACAACCUCCGACGUUUCAUCAACCUUAACUCCGGAAAGUGGAACGGCUCUUUCUAUCAAUUUGAUUCGAGUGGAAAUAUGUUGCAACAACUGAGUACCAAGCUUUCCGCUAGCUCUUAUGGGGAAGAUGAACUCAUGAGUCUCAUUCAAACGCUGUAUAUUAAACAACCUUCAUCAAGUACUUCAAUCUCCGGAGAUGACAAUGAUGCAGAAUGGGCAGAGUACAAAAUAAAAGAAACCAAUAUGUUUACUGUUGACAAAUAUCAACAAAUAGGCUUUUUCCCAUCUGAGAAAGCAUUUGCACUGAGGUACCAAACAGCUGGCAUGUUGGAAACAGUAUUAAGGCAAGGUGUUCUGGGAGAAGAUGACACUGGUGAAGAGUCGCCCAGAAAUCUCAAGCUUCCCUCUCGGCGACCUUCUGUUGUAUGUGAGAAUUGCCUGUACUCUCUAGAGAGAGAUAUGAGAGCAAGAGCCUUUCACAUUUUGGAGCCAAGAGGCACUGUAGAUAUGCUUAUUGUCUUCCUAGAGGAAAGAAGUGAUGGGGCUCCUCCUCUACUUGAGAGUUCUAGGGAUGUGAAGAGUAGGAUUAUUCCUUUUCUUGGUAAAUGGAAAGGUCAUUCCAUUACAAAACGAAGUGGUGUGUAUGGAUCUACAAUUACUAAUGCUGAUACCGUUGUGUUACAUGAGAUGGAUAACAAUGGCCAACUAAUUCAGGAUGUUACUUCAAGUUCAACUUCUGAUGGGGAAAAUGUUACUACCAAUGUGCAUUGGACAGGCACAGUAUCAGACCAUUUGGUUACAUUUGAUGGAGGUUAUCAGAUGAUACUAUUACCCGGUGGCAUGUACAUGGGGUGCCCUUGUGAUGUAGCAAAAAGUGUGGCAGAAUCAAAAUCGUUCCAUUUGGAGUUCUGUUGGUUGGAGACACCUGACAAGAGGCAAAGACUUGUUCGCACGUAUGAUAUGCAAGGCUUGGCUGUCUCAUCUACUUAUUUUGUUGAGACCAAAUUGUGAAAUCCCAUGUUACCUUUUUUCUCAAGUCGUCCAAAUAGUUGGCUCAUGUAAUAAAUACUCAUAUUUGUCGUUUGCAUCCAUUGAUUGAUUGAUAUAUGAUUGGUUAGUAUACUUAUUUUGA